Molecule: messenger RNA, 1826 nt
Organism: Tachysurus vachellii
Lineage: Eukaryota; Metazoa; Chordata; Actinopteri; Siluriformes; Bagridae
Gene: vim
Product: vimentin
Exons: 9
Coding region: 91-1455 (454 amino acids)
Biological process (GO): intermediate filament organization
Cellular component (GO): intermediate filament; axon; plasma membrane
Molecular function (GO): structural constituent of cytoskeleton
Source: RefSeq, a predicted model, not a curated record
CCCAGGAGGCUGUAAUGAGCUCAAGCUUUAGAGGAGUGGAGCUGCUGUAGUGAGGACCAGGUGGGCGUAAAAACUCAACAGGACUCGAAAAUGGCAAAUCGAUCCUCAGCAACUUCUCGCCAGUCAUCUUCUUACACAAGGAUAUUUGGUGGUGAGCGCAGCGUCUCCGCUCGGUCCUGUUACUCCAGCCGUCAGCAAUCGGCUCCAGCGCGCACAGCGCGUCUCUCCUACAGCACCGUCUCCGCUCCGCCGAGCAGAAGUGCGCGAGUGACAAGCGCAAACUUGCCCCGACUCGCAUCCGAAACGUUGGACUUCGCCCUGUCCAGUGCCAUCAACGUCGAAUUCAAAGCGCACCGGACAAACGAGAAAGCCGAGAUGCAGCAGCUAAACGACCGCUUUGCGUGCUACAUAGAGAAGGUGCGCUUUCUAGAGCGGCAGAACAAGAUGCUGAACACCGAGCUGGCGCAGUUCAGAGGAAAAGGAACAUCCAGAGUCGGAGAUCUUUAUGAGGAGGAGAUGAGAGAGUUACGAAGGCAAGUGGACGAACUCAACAGUGAUAAGGCCAGAGUCGAAGUGGACCGAGAUAAUUUGAUGGAGGAUAUCGAACGCCUAAGAGAAAAGCUUCAAGAAGAGGUCCUUCAAAGGGAAGAUGCUGAAAACAACCUCCAGGUUUUCAGACAGGAUGUUGAUAAUGCAACCCUGGCUCGUCUAGACUUGGAGCGCAAGGUGGAGUCCCUACAGGAGGAGAUUACUUUCCUGAAGAAACUUCAUGAUGAGGAGCUUGUUGAGCUGCAGGCCCAGAUACAAGACCAGCAUGUGCAGAUUGAUAUGGACAUAGCAAAGCCUGAUCUGACCGCUGCACUGCGAGAUGUCCGCCUUCAGUAUGAGACUCUGGCCAGCAAGAACAUCCAUGAGGCUGAGGAAUGGUACAAAUCUAAGUUUGCAGAUCUGUCAGAGGCUGCUGCUCGUAACACUGAAGCCAUCCGCCAGGCCAAACAGGAUGCUAAUGAAUAUCGCCGCCAGGUGCAGACUUUAACCUGUGAGGUGGAUGCACUUAAGGGCACUAAUGAGUCUCUGGAACGCCAAAUGGGGGAACUGGAGGACAAUUUUGCCAUGGAGUCCUCUAGUUACCAGGAAACCAUCGCUCGUAUGGAUGAAGAGAUCCAAAACAUGAAGGAUGAGAUGGCUCGUCACUUGCGUGAGUACCAAGAACUGCUGAAUGUCAAAAUGGCCCUGGACAUUGAGAUUGCGACCUACAGGAAGCUGCUGGAGGGAGAGGAGAGCAGGAUUGCCAAUCCACUGCCCAAUUUUUCCUCUUUUAAUUUGAGAGAAUCCAUGAUGGAAACCAAACCACUUAUUGAGAACCUGUCCAAGAAAGUGGUGAUUAAGACUAUAGAAACAAGAGAUAGUCAAGUGAUUCAUGAGUCUACUCAGCAUCAUGAAGACCUGGAGUGAACUGCAUACAAAACCUUUAAAAGAAAAGCUCACAAAGAAGGAGAGCUCUGUAGGGAGAGGUGAUAUACAGUACCAGAGGAGUAUUUUUGUUUCUGUGACAUUAAAACAGCUUUAAUGUGCCUUUUUGCCACUCUAGAUCAGCAGGUAGAGAGGUGUUUUAUAUAAUAUAGAGGUUGUAGGCUAGUGGAAACCAACUUCACACACAAUUGUUAUAGAUUACACUGUGCAAAUUAGACCCCAGCAAUAAUCUUAGCUAUAUUGAUUUGCACUGUUUUUUUGGUCAGCUUCCAGCUUGACCAAAAUGUAGAAGAAUGAAUGAAUAUAUUUCUUAAAACAAACAAACAAACAAACAAAUAAACAAAGUUAAUAAA